ACGAAGUUGGGGGUGACUCCCAAGGGUUCUGACACUGAAGCCCACGCCAAAGCCACCUGGGAGUCCUGCCGCGCUCUGUCGCAGAGGACCAGGAGUUCUCUGACCUCGAGUCAAGCUCCCCCGCCCUCCCAGUACGUCCGGGGUCCAUCCUAUCCUGGAAGGACUGGGCCUUGGGGCCUCGCGUGGGUGUCAGCAGCCUGGACCCUGGUCCGGGGGCCGCUGGGGCUGGUUCCGGGGCCUGGAGGAGCUGCGGGAAGCGGAGGCGGCUCGGGAGACGCUGGAUCGAAGCGGGCGCAGACACCCGAAACGGCUGGGGUGGCCGCGAGCCGGCUGCUGAGUAAUCCUGGGCGGCGGGUGGGGGCGGCCGGGCGCCCACGUUCCCCGCGCAGCAGCCGGGCGGCGGCUCCGCCUCCGCGUCCCUUCCCGCCCCCUGCCGGCGGCUUUGCUCGGCUCCCGGCAGGUCGGAGCGGGGCUCGGGGAGCGCGGGCCGCUGCAGCCGCCUCCCGCACCUCGCCUCGGCCCGCGCGGAGCCUCGUGCGCCCAUGGCCGGCUCGGAGCAGCAGCGGCCGCGGCGGAGGGACGAAAUCGAACCGGACGCGGCGGCGGCGGCGGCGGCGGCGGCGGCGCCCAUGCAGGACGCGGAGCUGGCCCUGGCUGGCAUCAACAUGCUGCUCAACAACGGCUUCAGGGAGUCGGAUCAGCUUUUCAAACAAUACAGAAAUCAUAGUCCACUAAUGAGUUUUGGAGCCAGCUUUGUGAGUUUUUUGAACGCCAUGAUGACCUUUGAGGAGGAGAAGAUGCAGUUGGCGUGCGAUGACCUAAAAACCACGGAGAAGCUGUGUGAGAGCGAAGAAGCUGGCGUCAUCGAGACAAUUAAGAAUAAAAUCAAGAAGAAUGUUGAUGCCCGCAAAUCUGCCCCCUCGAUGGUUGAUCGACUUCAGAGGCAAAUCAUUAUUGCUGACUGCCAGGUCUACCUGGCUGUGCUCUCGUUUGUGAAACAAGAACUAUCAGCCUAUAUCAAAGGUGGGUGGAUCCUUAGGAAAGCCUGGAAGAUUUACAAUAAGUGCUAUGUGGACAUCAACGCCCUGCAGGAGCUGUAUCAGAAGAAGCUAACAGAAGAACCCUUAUCUUCUGAUGCCGCAAACGAUAAUCACGUAGUGGCUGAAGGGGUGACUGAGGAGUCCCUAAACAGACUGAAAGGUGCUGUCAGCUUUGGAUAUGGCCUUUUUCACCUUUGCAUAUCCAUGGUGCCCCCAAACCUGCUCAAAAUCAUCAACCUGCUGGGGUUCCCUGGAGACCGCCUGCAGGGCCUUUCUUCACUGACGUGUGCGAGCGAAAGUAAGGACAUGAAGGCCCCUCUAGCUACAUUAGCUCUGUUGUGGUACCACACGGUGGUCCGCCCAUUCUUUGCCUUGGAUGGCAGUGACAGCAAAGCCGGCCUGGACGAAGCUAAGGAGAUUCUUCUCAAAAAGGAAGCCGCUUAUCCCAACUCCUCCCUCUUCAUGUUCUUCAAGGGGCGGAUCCAGCGACUAGAGUGUCAAAUCAACAGUGCCUUGACUUCCUUCCACACUGCUUUGGAACUCGCCAUUGAUCAGAGGGAGAUUCAGCAUGUCUGUCUAUAUGAAAUCGGCUGGUGCAGCAUGAUUGAGCUCAACUUCAAGGAUGCAUUUGACUCCUUUGAGAGGCUGAAAAAUGAGUCCAGAUGGUCGCAGUGCUAUUAUGCGUAUUUGACUGCAGUUUGUCAGGGGGCCACUGGUGACGUGGAUGGUGCACAGCUUGUAUUUAAAGAAGUCCAGAAGCUGUUUAAAAGGAAAAACAACCAGAUUGAACAGUUCUCAGUCAAAAAGGCUGAAAGAUUUCGGAAGCAAACCCCAACCAGAGCUCUGUGUGUGCUGGCAUCCAUCGAAGUGCUGUACUUGUGGAAAGCCCUUCCUAACUGCUCCUUCCCCAACCUGCAGAGGAUGAGUCAAGCUUGCCAUGAAGUGGAUGAUUCUUCUGUCAUUGGAUUGAAGCAUUUGCUCCUUGGUGCCAUACACAAAUGUCUCGGAAACUCAGAAGAUGCUGUUCAGUUCUUCCAGCGCGCUGCUAAAGAUGAGCUGUGUCGUCAGAAUAACAUGUAUGUCCAGCCGUACGCGUGCUAUGAACUUGGCUGUCUCCUGCUAGGCAGGCCGGAGACUGUAGGAAGAGGCAGAACUCUACUCCUUCAGGCAAAGGAGGAUUUUUCUGGCUACGACUUUGAAAACAGAUUGCACGUCCGCAUCCACGCUGCUCUGGCCUCUCUGAAGGAACUGGUCCCUCAGUGAGAAACUCCGAGCGACCCCUCUGUCCCCUCCACCCAGGGUCAGCACUUUGAACGCAGAGGAGAAAGGCCUUUGAAGAUGAGCUUCUCUCCUGCAGACCACCUGUUCCAGGGUGGGUUCUGUGCCGCUGGCGUCAAGCAUCCCUCUUUUAAACAUGUAGCUUCAGAGUAAUAAAGAUGUCGAAAAUGAUAAAAGUAACCGACCUGGGAGAGGGUUAAGUGACCUUGUUCAAACAUUUUAGUUUUGUGAUUUAUUAUUUUUAAAAUAAAAAUCAAACUAAAGAUUCA
This is a messenger RNA of Arvicola amphibius (Eurasian water vole), 2587 nucleotides long. RefSeq names its product tetratricopeptide repeat domain 39C (gene Ttc39c). The coding region runs from base 543 to 2303 and encodes 586 amino acids. Gene Ontology annotation, molecular function: protein binding. Gene Ontology annotation, biological process: cilium assembly; otolith morphogenesis. The record is from RefSeq and is a predicted model, not a curated record. The transcript is spliced from 15 exons. NCBI's taxonomy places the organism in Eukaryota, Metazoa, Chordata, Mammalia, Rodentia, Cricetidae.